This is a messenger RNA of Raphanus sativus (radish), 759 nucleotides long. Its product is annotated as putative F-box protein At1g47790. The transcript has a single exon. The record is from RefSeq and is a predicted model, not a curated record. NCBI's taxonomy places the organism in Eukaryota, Viridiplantae, Streptophyta, Magnoliopsida, Brassicales, Brassicaceae. The coding region runs from base 123 to 653 and encodes 176 amino acids.
AGGUCGACACUGUUGUUAGGAUAUGAUCCCGUCGAAGGUAAACACAAAGUAGUGUGCGUUCCCUUUAAAAGGACUUGUUACGUGUGCCGAGUUUUUACGUUGGGAUCAUCUCGAGAAGAAUCAUGGAGAACGGUCAGAGGCUCAGAGCUAAUCGUAAGCAUCGUCCCGCCAGUGAUGCGUAUGGGCGAUGCAUCGAGGGUGUGAUAUAUUAUCUAGCGAAAGCGAACUAUGGUACAGUUGUAAUGAGUUUCGAUGUUAGAUCUGAAAAGUUUGAUAUGAUAGGAGUACCUCCCAAGUAUUGUCGGAAGCUGGUAACAUAUAAGGGAUGGUUAGCUUGUUUUGAUGCUUGGGAUGAUAGAAGGUUCUGGAUUUUGGAGGAUGCACAGAAACAGAUAUGGUCGGUGGAACAAGAGUUACUUUCACCUUCUGCUGACUUUGGUCGGGGUUUCAAACUAACGGGUUCCACUCAUGCUGGUGAGUUUAUUUACGUGCCGAAAAGGGAUAGCCGAUUGUUUUAUGUUUUAUUGUGUGAUCCGGUGAGAAACAGCUGGAGAAGAUUUGAAUUUGAGAUGUCCGUCCGUAAUGAAGAAAUACACCGAACUUAUGCGCUCUAUGCUUUCCCGAAUCACAUUGAUAGUCAAAUCUCUUUGUAACAAUUUUUCUUUUCUACUCUUAAUUGCCAACUCUCUAUGAUUUUCUUAUAAUAUAUUUUUCUUAGUCUUUACUUUGAUUCUAUCUAUACUAUCCGGUUUCAUUACA